UUCCAUGUGGUAUAUUUUGCUUUUAUUUUACAGGUCCUAGUUUCAUAUGUAAGAAAGGGGAGUGUAAGCUAUGCGGUAGUUCCAGAAAAACAGACACGGUUUGCAUUGUGGCAACUGAUAAGGGCGGGAAUAUACAUAUAAAGCUGACCUUGAAUGACAAGUCGUUGGUAGAAGGGGAUAUAACAGGACCUGGAAGUCGGUCCAUUUGUUCUCGUAAGAAUCCCAUACCUAACGUAGAGGAAAUAUGUAUUAUCCCAAAAGAUGUGGACAUCGCAAAACUGCAUUCUUGCCUCGAUGUUUCUAUUAAGAUAAACGAAACGACAUACAGAGAAUCUAUUGGCUGUUUCACUAUUCCGAAAAAGAACUUUCUAGAUCGCAUCGUUGGUGAAGGCGAUAUUUCCAUCAAUGAUAUCAGUAGUAUACUAGGCUUUGAUGCAUUCCCUGAAACCGUUGACGAUGACAUUUACGGAAGCACCAUCUGCCAUAAGGGAAUAUGCAGAAUGUGUAAAACUUACAAACAUCAUGAAGCGUGUGUAAUUGCAAAGGCCCUACACAACGGGAUGGAAGUUAAAGUAGUUUCGAGCAAAUUUGUUCUUGUCCAAGGGAAGAUAACAAACAAUACGGAUGUCUCCUUCUGUAAGCAGUACCCUGAACUCAAGGCCAUUUGCAUUGUUGCAUGGAACAUCAGUCUGAAAAAUAUGUCAGCCUGCGUCAACAUCUCAGUUCAAUUUAAAGACAAAACCUACAACGACGCAUGGGGCUGUUUCAAAAUACCAAACAAAGCUGACGACUUGCAGACGUUUGAAACUCUCGACUCUGAGGACAUCGAUGCGGUAACGGAUUCAUUCGGCUCUGACGACGUUGAUGACGAGUCUGAUACUAUCGACUCAGAGGACAUCGAUGCGGCAACGGAUUCAUUCGGCUCUGACGACGGUGAUGACGAGUCUGACACUAUCGACUCAGAGGACAUCGAUGCGGUAACGGAUUCAUUCGGCUCUGACGACGGUGAUGACGAUUCUGAUACUAUCGAGUUAGACGAAAUCAGUAUGUUUGGAGGAGAGAACAAUGAUCCUUCGACCAGGCUUCAGAGGGCCAUGCUGACCUUUUUGAAAAGUCUGCAACAGCAAACGGUUCUGUAGGGAAGACGUAUUUUUUUGAACGUCCAGUUUGAUAUUAUAGAAUCAAACCAAGACUCUAGACUGCUGUGUUUAUUCAUUUGGUGUUAUUGUUCUCCCCAUUAGACCUUUUCAAAAAUGUAGUCGUUAGCUUGCAAUCACUCUGGUAGUCAAUGAAAGUUUCAUGUUUAACGUUCUGUUUUAUAUUAUUCGUUCAUUGCGAGACUCGAGACUUCUGGAUGUAUACUUUUGUUAAUUUAAGGUUUUCUUUACACCUUUUUCAACAAUGUAGUCGUCUGCUACCAAUCACUCUGAUAGUCAAGGAGUGUUUACGACGAACGUCCAGUCUGAUAUUGCUAAAUGUCUCUGAAAUUGGAGAAUCCCAUGUAUAUACUAUUAUUAUAUGUUGUGUUUCCUAUAAGGUAUUCUUAAAAAUGCAUUUGACUAAGGGGAAAUAGUUAUGACAGCCUAUGAAUGUGCACGUAAUAACGCUCGUUGGAGAUGCUUUAUUUGUUAAUCGUACUUUAAUGAAUUUUGAGUGUUCUCAUAUAUUGUAUGACCUAUAAUAUCUGUUGGAUUUUUUGAGAUCUUAUAAUGUAAAUAAUAAAAUAAACACAAUCAAA
Molecule: messenger RNA, 1738 nt
Organism: Mya arenaria
Lineage: Eukaryota; Metazoa; Mollusca; Bivalvia; Myida; Myidae
Product: dentin sialophosphoprotein-like
Exons: 8
Coding region: 501-1139 (212 amino acids)
Source: RefSeq, a predicted model, not a curated record